ACUUCUUCAGUUUCCGUCAAAUCAGAGGAGUUAGGGUUUAGCGUUCCUCUCAAUUCUUCUUUACAAUGACGAGACCUCACCGGACGGUGACGAAUUGGUCAGAAUUGGACAGCGAUCUGCUAUCUCAAAUCGCCGGUCGAAUCAAUUGCCUGCGAGAUUUUAUCAUCUUUGGCGUGGUGUGCAGGUGGUGGCGAUCAGUUGCUUCGCCGAAGAAUUUCAACAAAUCGACCAAAGUUCCAUGGCUUUUGCUUGAUCAAGAUCAUGGUGAUCACAGCCUCCAAAAUUUUCAACUAACUUUUAUUCAUCCAAGUGGAGGAAGUGUUGGUGUUUACAGCAUGAUUGAUGGAUCAUACAAGCUGCUUUUCAAUGAGGGAGACUCUGGUUAUCGUUGUUCCAGUCAAUGGAUAGAACCAAGACUCUGACCCUUGGUGAUAGGUGUAAUUUUAAUGACAUAGGUAGAGUGUUAGAGUUUUUCUACUGAUUUGAAAAUCCUAAUUCUUGGCAUUAGGUGAUGGGAGUAACCGAUUCCCGCAAGAUCAACUUAUAUACGCAAUGUAUGACAAAUGUGAAGUGGUUGGGUAUUUCUAAUGCUCGGCUGGUUACAUUCCUAUGAUCAGUAGAUUAGAUUGUUUCUUAUUAAUUUCUAAUUACUAAGGUAUUAUCUUAUUUAAUGUGUUUAACAUUAUUGUUACCGUUAAUUGUU
This is a messenger RNA of Mercurialis annua (annual mercury), 703 nucleotides long. RefSeq lists its product as uncharacterized. The coding region runs from base 66 to 422 and encodes 118 amino acids. The record is from RefSeq and is a predicted model, not a curated record. Gene Ontology annotation, molecular function: protein binding. Lineage: Eukaryota; Viridiplantae; Streptophyta; Magnoliopsida; Malpighiales; Euphorbiaceae. The transcript is spliced from 2 exons.